UCUGCUUCCCUCUGCUCGCCUCUGGAUAACCACACGACCUGCAGCAGCCAAUCAGAUCCCUGCUGAGUAUGUUGACAUGGUGACAGAGGUCAGAGGGUUCACUGACCCACAGAAGGAGGAUUAUUUCAGUAAGAGAUACAGAGACAAGAAGCAGGCCAGCAGAAUCAUCUCCCACAUCAAGACAUCACGAAGCCUCCACAUCAUGUGCCACAUCCCAGUCUUCUGCUGGAUCACUGCUACAGUUCUGGAGAAGGUGUUGAAGACCAGAGAGGGAGGAGAGCUGCCCAAGACCCUGACUGAGAUGUACAUCCACUUCCUGGUGGUUCAGUCCAAACUGAACGUUAAAUAUUAUGGGAAAUCUGAGAUAGAACAACAAUGGAGUCCAGAGACCAGGAAGAUGAUUAAGUCUCUGGGAAAACUGGCUUUUGAGCAGCUGCAGAAAGGCAACCUGAUCUUCUAUGAAUCAGACCUGACAGAGUGUGGCAUCGAUAUCAGAGCAGCAUCAGUGUACUCAGGAGUGUUCACACAGAUCUUUAAAGAGGAGAGAGGACUGUACCAGAACAAGGUGUUUUGCUUCGUCCAUCUGAGCCUUCAGGAGUUCCUGGCUGCUCUUCAUGUCCAUCUGACCUUCACCAACUCUGGAGUCAACCUGCUGGCAGAAGAACAAACAACCUCCUGGCGGCCAGAAGUCUCCAGAGUCAAACCUAAAUCAAAUCAUUUCCAUCCGAGUGCUGUGGACAAAGCUUUACAGAGUCCAAAUGGACACCUGGACUUGUUCCUCCGCUUCCUCCUGGGUCUGUCACUGCAGACCAAUCAGACUCUCCUACAAGGUCUGAUGACACAGUCAGAAAGUAGCUCAAAGACCACAAAGGAAACAGUUGAGUACAUCAAGACGAAGAUCAGUGAGAAUCUGUCUGCAGAGAGAAGCAUCAAUCUGUUCCACUGUCUGAAUGAACUGAAUGAUGGUUCUCUAGUGGAGGAGAUCCAACAGUCCCUGAGAUCAGGAAGACUGUCCACAGAUAAACUGUCUCCUGCUCAGUGGUCAGCUCUGGUCUUCAUCUUACUGUCUUCAGAAGAAGAUCUGGACGUGUUUGACCUGAAGAAAUACUCUGCUUCAGAGGAGGCUCUUCUGAGGCUGCUGCCAGUGGUCAAAGCCUCCAACAAAGCUCUGCUGAAAGACUGUAACCUGUCAGAGAGAAGCUGUGAAGCUCUGUCCUCAGUUCUCAGCUCCCAGUCCUCUAGUCUGAGAGAGCUGGACCUGAGUAACAACAACCUGCAGGAUUCAGGAAUGACGCAUCUGUCCUCUGGAUUGGAGAGUCCACACUGCAGAUUGGAAACUCUCAGGUUGAGUUGCUGUACAUUGUCAGAAAAAAGUUGUGAAGCUCUGUCUUCAGUUCUAAGCUCCCAGUCCUCUAGUCUGAGAGAGCUGGACCUGAGUAACAACAACUUGCAGGAUUCAGGAGUGAAGCAUUUGUCCUCUGGAUUGGAGAGUCCACACUGCAGACUGGAAACUCUCAGGCUGAGUGGGUCUAACCUGUCAGAGAGAAGCUGUGAAGCUCUGUCCUCAGUUCUCAGCUCCCAGUCCUCUAGUCUGAGAGAGCUGGACCUGAGUAACAACAACCUGCAGGAUUCAGGAGUGGAGCGGGUGUCUCCUGGACUGAAGAGUCCACACUGCAGACUGGAAACUCUCAGGCUGAGUGGGUCUAACCUGUCAGAGAGAAGCUGUGAAGCUCUGUCCUCAGUUCUCAGCUCCCAGUCCUCUAGUCUGAGAGAGCUGGACCUGAGUAACAACAACCUGCAGGAUUCAGGAGUUGAGCAUAUAUCGUCUGGAAUGAAGAGUCCACACUGCAGACUGGAAACUCUCAGUGUCUCAGGCUGUAUGAUCUCAGAGGAAGGCUGUACUUCUCUGGCCUCAGCUCUGAGCUCCAACCCCUCCCAUCUGAGAGUGCUGGACCUGAGCUACAAUCAUCCAGGAGACUCAGGAGUGAAGCGGCUUUCUGCUUUACUGGAGGAUCCAAACUGCAGACUGGACACUCUCAGGGUGGACCAUGGUGGACCACAGAGACUGAGACCUGGUGUGAGGAAGUAUGUCUGUGAACUGGAACUGGACACAAACACAGUACACAGAGACCUCAAACUGUCUGACAACAACAGGAAGGUGACACAUGUGAAGGAGGAUCAGUCAUAUCCUGAUCAUCCAGACAGAUUUGACUGCUGGUCUCAGCUGCUGUGUAGAGAUGGUCUGACUGGUCGCUGUUACUGGGAGGUCGAGAGGAGAGGAAGGGCUGAGAUAUCAGUGAGUUACAGAGGAAUCAGCAGGAAAGGAGGCAGUAGAGACUGUGGGUUUGGAAGGAAUGAUCAUUCCUGGAGUCUGUUCUGCUCUGAUGAAGAUGGUUACUCUGUCUGGCACAAUAACAGAAGAACAGUCCUCACUUCCUGCUCGGUCUCUAACAGAGUAGCAGUGUAUGUGGACGUUCCUGCUGGCUCUCUGUCCUUCUACACAGUCUCCUCUGACUCACUGAUCCACCUCCACACCUUCAACACCACAUUCACUCAGCCUCUCUAUCCUGGGUUUGGGUUCGGGUCUGGUUCCUCAGUGUCUCUGUGUCCUCUGCAGGACUGAGAGUCUCUCCUGUGGACAGAAACACUGACCGAAGACCAGCUGCUGAAAUCAAAGUUCAGUCUGUUCACCAUCACACACACUCUGCACUGUGAAGCAGAUCUGAUCAGAUCUGUCUCCUCAUGUAAUUUUGCCUCACAAAGUCAUAAUUAAAGUCACGAAGUCAAAGGUAUAACUACUG
This is a messenger RNA of Etheostoma spectabile (orangethroat darter), 2801 nucleotides long. Its product is annotated as NACHT, LRR and PYD domains-containing protein 12. Gene Ontology annotation, molecular function: protein binding. The transcript is spliced from 8 exons. Lineage: Eukaryota; Metazoa; Chordata; Actinopteri; Perciformes; Percidae. Bases 77 to 2623 code for a protein of 848 amino acids. The record is from RefSeq and is a predicted model, not a curated record.